This is a messenger RNA of Magnolia sinica, 2037 nucleotides long. RefSeq names its product serine/threonine protein phosphatase 2A 57 kDa regulatory subunit B' kappa isoform. Gene Ontology annotation, molecular function: protein phosphatase regulator activity. Lineage: Eukaryota; Viridiplantae; Streptophyta; Magnoliopsida; Magnoliales; Magnoliaceae. Gene Ontology annotation, cellular component: protein phosphatase type 2A complex. The transcript has 2 exons. Gene Ontology annotation, biological process: signal transduction. The record is from RefSeq and is a predicted model, not a curated record. Bases 252 to 1790 code for a protein of 512 amino acids.
CACCAAACUCCAAGAACCUUUUCCUGCCCCCUUCUCUCUCUCUCUCUCUCUCUCUCUCUGCCUUUCUCAGCAAAUGCCAUCCCUCCAUCUCUUCUAAAUCUCUCUCCCAUAAUGGACGAUGAUCUUCGCCCCUUGCCAUCCACCCUCUUCCAUCUUCAAAUCCCAGCCGUAGAUCUCAAUCUCCCCUUAUAAAACCCUCACGCUAUCCAUCUCUCUCUCCCUCCCUUCCGCUCUCUCCAAUCCAUCCGACAAUGCUCAAGCAAUUCCUCAGCAAACUCCCUCGUAAAUCCACCAAACCUGAUAAUGCCGAUCCCUCAUCCGGACCGUCGAUCCAACGAUCCAACAGCUCAUCUAACGCUGUCCCCGCGGUGGGCCCCCGAUCGUCCUCCUCCAACUCCUCAUCCGCAGCAGCUUCCGUCAAGCGCAUGUCGUCCGCUGUCUUCCCCUCCAGCGUCGUGGCCGGCAUCGAGCCGCUCCUCUCCUUCAAAGACGUGCCGAUUUCCGAGAAGCAGAGCCUCUUCAUCAGCAAAUCCAACCUCUGCUGCGUCGUUUUCGACUUCACAGAUCCCACCAAGAACCCAGCAGAGAAGGAUCUCAAGCGCCAGGCCCUGAUCGACCUCGUCGACUUCGUCGCCUCUCCCUCGGCUCGCUUCACCGAGCCCGUCAUCGCCGCCAUCUGCAAGGUUUCAGCCACUAACCUCUUCCGAGUCUUCCCCCCGAACUACCGGUCCGGCAGUGGGCCCGGAGCCGAGACCGAGGAGGAUGAGCCCGUCUUCGACCCCGCGUGGCCGCAUCUCCAGAUUGUGUACGAUCUGCUCCUGAGGUUCGUUGCAUCCCCUUCGCUCGAUGCCAAGGUCGCGAAGAAGCACAUCGACCACGGAUUCAUUUCGAGGCUUCUUGAUCUCUUCGAUUCAGAGGAUCCGAGGGAGCGGGACUGCCUCAAGACGAUCCUCCACCGGAUCUACGGCAAGUUCAUGGUGCACCGCCCGUUCAUAAGGAAAUCCGUUAGCAACAUCUUCUACAGAUUCGUCUUCGAGACGGAACGGCACAACGGGAUUGCGGAGCUGUUGGAGAUCUUCGGCAGUGUGAUCAGUGGGUUUGCGCUGCCGUUGAAGGAGGAGCACAAGAUGUUCCUUUGGCGGGCGUUGAUUCCGCUGCACAAGACUAGGUCUGUCGGUUUGUAUGUGCAGCAGCUGACGUUCUGUGUGACACAGUUCAUAGAGAAGGAGCCGAAGCUGGCCGGGACGGUCAUACGGGGGCUGUUGAAGUAUUGGCCCUUGACGAAUAGUGGGAAGGAGGCGAUGUUCUUGGGCGAGCUGGAAGAGGUUUUGGAAGCAACGAAUGUGGCGGAGUUUCAGAAAUGUAUGGUACCAUUGUUCCGGCGGAUUGCAUGCUGUCUUAACAGCUCCCAUUUUCAGGUCGCCGAGAGGACCCUCUUCUUGUGGAACAAUGACCACAUUGUGAGCCUGAUUGCACAGAACCGGCAAGUGAUACUCCCCCUAAUCUUCCCAGCUCUGGAGAGGAACACCCGGACCCACUGGAACCAGGCUGUCCUCAACCUGACGCUGAACGUGCGGAAGAUGUUCUCAGAGAUGGAUGAGGAGCUCUUCCAGGAGUGCCAGAACCGUUUUGAGGAGGAAGAGGCGAAGCGGAGGGCGACGGAGGAGAAGCGCAGGCUGACAUGGGAACGCCUGGAGUCUGUCGCUGGUUUCAGGCCAGUGACUGGGAACAUGGCCGUCCUGGUAAAAUCUCCGGCAGCCCCUCCACUCAUUGCAGCUAGUCUAAAUUAGGUGCACCCCCCCUUUUUAUUGUUAUUUUUUACGUAUCCCUCUGCUAAUCAAAUCCCUUAUUUUUGAGCACCUGAUAGUAUGUAUUUUAGAAGAAAAGGGUCAUGGGAUGUCAAUGUAAGCUUCUUCUUCUUCUUUCUUUCCCCCCCUCAAUUUCAUGUUUUAAAAAAGUUUGGAGGGGUUGCCACUGCCUUGAAUGUAGGUACAAGAAAGUGCCCUGCAAUCUCUAGUAGAGCGCUUCUUCUCUCAA